AUGUCACUUAUUAAAACUGAUCCCCGAGAAAUAUUAUCAUGUGGGAUUUUUUAUAGUAUUAUGGUUGGUUCAACAGCAUUAUCACAUCUUUAUUUAGCAUCAUUAUCUAUUGAUCGAAGUAUAAUAAUUCUUGAUCCAACUCGUUAUCGUUUAAUAGUUACACGAUCUCAUGUUAUAUCACGUAUUUUAUUAAUUACUUUCAUAAUUAUUUUACUAUUAAUUCCUCAUCAUUUUUAUCUUCAUUAUGAACCACGAAUAACACUUUUUCUUUGUGAUUUUAAUUUAUCUCUUUACCAUGGAAAUGUACGUAUAUGGUCAUUUAUACAUGCAGUACUUCUUGUAGGUAUUCCAUCAUUAAUUGUAUGUAUAUCUUCAGCAAUUUUAUUACAUAAUCGAUGUAAACAUAAACGGAUGUAUAAAAAUAAUUUAAGCGCAAAUGCUCGUCGUAUGCAUAGACAUUCAAUAUUACUUUUCAUUUAUUCACUUGGUUUAUUUUUAUCUAUAUUACCUGGAUGUAUUUUAGAAAUCUUUAUUGUACAUGAUCGACUUUUUUAUCACAAUAUGCACUGUUCAAUACAAUGGAAGAUUUAUAGAAUUUUACUUAAUUGUUUCUUAAUACUUUCAUCAAUUACUUAUUCUAAUAAGUUUUAUAUUCAUCUUGCAAUAUCAACUACAUUUCGAAAUGAUUUUAUCCAAUUGAUUACUUGUAAAUCAAAUCAAAAGUCGACGAAAUCAAUAAAACUGAAUGAAACAAAUAAUAAUGAACAAUAUUUACUGUCACCUCUAAAUCAAACAAAAACUAUAGACAUUUGA
This is a messenger RNA of Adineta steineri, 813 nucleotides long. Lineage: Eukaryota; Metazoa; Rotifera; Eurotatoria; Adinetida; Adinetidae. The record is from the annotation of a GenBank genome assembly.